Triticum aestivum (bread wheat) is the source of this 1565-nucleotide messenger RNA. Its product is annotated as MDIS1-interacting receptor like kinase 1-like. Lineage: Eukaryota; Viridiplantae; Streptophyta; Magnoliopsida; Poales; Poaceae. The transcript is spliced from 5 exons. The record is from RefSeq and is a predicted model, not a curated record. Gene Ontology annotation, cellular component: plasma membrane. Gene Ontology annotation, biological process: protein phosphorylation. Bases 336 to 1565 code for a protein of 409 amino acids. Gene Ontology annotation, molecular function: ATP binding; protein kinase activity.
UACAGCAGCAGGUGAGAUUCAGCUUCUGAAUGUUAUCAUGUAUUUGCACUAGUAGCUGAAUCCUAGUAGAAUGUCUUGCUGCAGACAUAAGAGUGACAGUAGGUGCAGGCUACAGCAAGUUUACCAUCAUUUCAAUCAUUUCAUUUUUGAAGAACCAUGCUGAAAGCCCGAAAUACAUUGUACACACUGAAAAUUACCAAGGUCUCGUUGUCUCUCACUCAAAGCUUGAAGCAAGUUCCUCAACUAUUUCAAAAGGCCCAAACAUUCUUCAGAUUUGCUGACCUUUCUAGUGGCUGUCAACUUUUGGCUUUCAAACUCAAAAUAGGCUGCUGAAAAUGGCUGGAUCACGGCUGCUCCGGCGCACCAGCCGCCCUGUGGAGAUGAUGUCCAUUGUGCUCAAUGAUCAAGGCAUAGUUGACAGCCUUACUGAAAAUAAUCAGAGAAGCAUGUGGGCUAGCAGAAGGAUUGGGGAAGACGAACAACUCUACCUAGUCCACAUUCAGGGCAUUGCUGGCAUCGGUCUCCCGACCACGCUGGUCGUCAAGAAGUUCCAGAACUCGGACGGAAUAGUGGACGGUAAUCUGGAGAACCGCUGCAAGUCGGAGAUGAUCCUUUUAGCCAGCAUCCGUCACGACAACAUCGUCAAUGUCCUACACUUCAUCCAGAGGGAAAAUGCAAUCAUGCUCGUUUACACGUACCAGGUGAACGGCAGCCUGGACCAGUGGCUGCAUCGGCGGGAGGAGGGCGACCUGCCGCUGAGCUGGCCGCAGAGGAAGGCCAUCGCCAUUGGCGUGGCCCAAGGGCUCUGCCACUUACACCACGGAUGCAAUAGACCGAUUGUCCACCACAACAUCACCUCUAUCAACAUCCUGCUCGAUCAGAAUUUCAAGGCCGUGAUAGCCAGUUUUGGUGCUGCCCAGAUGAACAUGGCCGGGCUCGACCAACCAUUGCCUAUCGUGGGGACUUUGUUUGGUAACUUUGGGUAUGCAGCUCCAGAAUAUGGGAGGGCCGCAAGCCAGCUGACGGAGAAGGUAGACACUUACAGCUUUGGUGUGGUGCUGCUGGAGCUCGUCACAGGGCGGGUGGCCAAUGGGGUGGAUGGUCAGUUGGCCAUAUGGGCUCGUGACAACUGCAGUGAGCUGAUGGCAAAGAAGCUGGAAUGGUUCGAGAUUGCUGUGGACAAGGGCAUCCCAGAUCAAGCACGGUACAUGGAGGAGAUGGCGAGCGUAUUCAGACUGGGUGUGGAUUGCACUGUCGAUGAUCCGCAGCAAAGGCCGUCCAUGCAGCUGGCUCUCAAACGACUCCACCACGGCUGUGGGCGUGGCCGAUUCGGUGGCCUUCUCACCUGCUAUAACCUAUACAUCACCAGUAAGGAUGUUAUCCAAGUGAAAAAAGGUAAAGUGGCAUGUGAGUGUAUGCUACUCCAGAUCAGAUGGUGGCUCUGCUUUCUUUUUGCUUGGCAAGAAAAGCUUCAGGAUGCCCCAAAGCCAAGGGAGGAGCUUGACCUGCUCUUCUACCAGUUGCAAGGGACAGGGCAAACAAAUGGUUGCGAACUUCCCGCCUGA